Puntigrus tetrazona (Sumatra barb) is the source of this 3463-nucleotide messenger RNA. It is a transcript of the gene mdm4, whose product is annotated as MDM4 regulator of p53. Gene Ontology annotation, cellular component: nucleus. The coding region runs from base 363 to 1859 and encodes 498 amino acids. Gene Ontology annotation, molecular function: ubiquitin-protein transferase activity. Gene Ontology annotation, biological process: negative regulation of apoptotic process; protein ubiquitination; regulation of cell cycle. NCBI's taxonomy places the organism in Eukaryota, Metazoa, Chordata, Actinopteri, Cypriniformes, Cyprinidae. The transcript is spliced from 11 exons. The record is from RefSeq and is a predicted model, not a curated record.
AGGUCUGGCAACUCCGAUGACGCCAUACACCACGUCAACUUCAACUGACUGCAACUGUUAAAAAAAAAAACACACACACCUCUUCUUUUCUUUACGCAAAUUGCGAUUCUUUAAAGACUGGAAACCAUGUAAUCGUUCGCAGAUAACACGGUGAGUGUGAAUGCACUACCAGCGAGAUCACGCGGGGCCUGGUUUAGACAUCAACGGCUGUUUUGCUCCUAAAAUGUCGCACGCCGAUAGCCCGCGCGCGUUAGCCUAGCAUCCUUGUUUCAACCUCGGAAGAAUUGAAAUUAAUCCAGCCGACUAUCACGGUUUACCUUAUUACGCAAAUGCAAGAACUAGGAUAAUGACUUAAGUCAAUCAUGACCUCGUUGUCAUCAUCAUCGUCUCAGUUAACGGGGUCAAGCUCUUCAUGCAGGACUCUUCCAGGGGAAGGGACUCAGGUCCACCCCAGAGCUCCUCUUCUGCAGAUCCUGAGAGUAGCAGGUGCUCGGGAGGAGGUGUUUACCCUGAAGGAGGUCAUGCACUACCUGGGUCAGUACAUCAUGAUGAAGGAGCUGUAUGACAAACAGAGACAGCACAUUGUCCACUGUCAAGACGACCCACUUGGAGAGCUACUGGAAGUGGGGAGCUUUUCUGUUAAGAACCCCAGCCCCGUGUAUGAGAUGUUGAAGAGGAAUUUGUUUAUUUUGAAUAAUUCGGAUGCAGCAAAGAAUCUUUCAGUGGGCAAGGAUUCUAAUGAGUCUCCAAGUGAAGAUCCUGGUCAGGUUUCCAGUGGGUCGACUAGCUCUGGACAGGCUCACAUUGCUGGUAGUUCCAGCACUGGCGCAACGCAGAGCUGCUCACAACGCAGGCCACGCGAUCCUGACGAAGACUCCUCAGAUGGCUUGCCCAGGUCUGCUUCCAAACGACCAAAGCUGGACGUUACUCUGGAAGAGUGGGAUCUUUCUGGGUUGCCUUGGUGGUUUCUGGGUAACUUACGAAAUAAUUACACUCGCCGGAGCAACGGUUCAACGGAUAUUCACACCAAUCAACUCUCUCCCGGACAGGACGAGGACACAGCCAUCGUUUCUGACACCACCGAUGAUCUUUGGUUUCUGAAUGAGGCAGAGAGUGAGCAAGUGAGUGUGGAGAUGAAGGAGGCAGUGCUAGAGCAGGGAAGUGAUGCGGAGUCUCCACACGAAGAAGAGGACGCCGGGAAAGAUAGUAAAGAUGAUAGGAAGAUGCAAGAAGAUCGGGAUGAUGACUCUCAGUGUUUAAGUGACGACACUGAUACUGAGAUCUCCACACAGGAUGCAUGGCAGUGUUCAGAGUGCCGCAAAUUUAACACCCCUCUUCAAAGGUACUGUAUGCGCUGUUGGGCUCUGCGGAAAGACUGGUACAAGGAUUGUCCCCGUCUUGUGCACUCAAUCUCUGUGCCAGACAUCCCCGCCUGCAGUUCACGUCCUGAGAGGGAUGAAGACGAGGAGGAUGAUGAUGGAAUCGACAUGCCUGACUGCCUUAGGACUGUGUCUGACCCAGUCGUCCUUCCCUCGCACCACGUCUCUAGAAACAUCCCCCCAUCAUCCGCCUCCUCGUCUAAAGGAAAGGGUCCUUCCCAGCUUCACCACCACUUACAGGAGAGCUCAGAGGGAGACAGCCAGGACACGCUAGACAUGGAGACGGAAUGCCAACCGGAGGCCAUACUGGAGCCCUGCAAGCUGUGCCGAGUGCGGCCACGAAACGGCAACAUCAUCCACGGCCGCACAGCUCACUUGAUCACCUGUUUCCCCUGCGCCCGCAAGCUACACAAAUUUCAUGCUCCUUGCCCAGGCUGUGGCCAGGUUAUACAGAAGGUCAUUAAAACCUUCAUAGCUUGACCAAAACAUCUUAAAGGCACGCAUGUAUUAUAAGCUCGCACUCGCAUACUAGUUUUAAAAAAAAAUGUUCCCUAUAUGGACGUAGGCAGAGAGGUUGACAAACUAUUUCUGGGCUAAAAUGAAAGCACGCUCUAUCUAUGACGAUGAUUUAUAUUGUAUAGUCCAAAAUCAAGUAUAUAUAAUGUACAGAAUGUAAUUUAAAGGCCUCGUAUUGUUGUCCUGCCGUUGUUUUGUUAAGAUAACAAAACGUGUUUUGUUUGCGUCUGCUUGGCAUCUUUAAGGUGAAAGAGAGUGUUAGCCGUCUUGAUUGGCCUCUGAGCGUGGGAAGGUGUGAAUCAUGGGUCAAAAAUAUGAAUAGACCCAGAAAAAAUGCAUGGCUUCAGUAUUUGUGCCUGCAUGAGCAAUUAAACGCCUGCCUUUUUACUACUCUAAACAGACCGGACGGUGUGCUAUAGCGCUUUAAAUAUACUUGACCAACUUUAGUUUUACUUUUUUUGUUUUGUUUUUUCUUAGAAGAAUAGAAUAUACUUUCCUCCCCUGGCAGAUUUCAGGCACUUAAAAAACUAAAGCUUUAGGAGUCACUCCUCAUGAUGUUUAGUAUGCCUGAUUAAGGGUUUUUUCCAUGGUGCUUUAAGCCGAUUUAUAUUGGAAUAUUUAUUUAUUUAUUAAUACAGUUUUGGGGUGUAUCUGGGGUGACCAGUCAGAUGUCAUUCUUGUGCUAUAGUGAGAGGACCAAUUGUAUUACAGAUGAAGUAUUAAAAUUUUCAUGUGUGGGAGCUAUAAUAGAAAAGAGUAGUUAGGCCCAUGGCCAUGGUUUUCACUUCCUAUUUUUUUUUUUUUUUUUUUGUUUGCUGAAGACGCUCCGCUCUUUCUUUCCAUUGUUUGUUUGGUUUCUAUACCUGAACAGAUUUGAGGACAAUCUGUGCUGUCUAUUCAGUCUUUUGCCUUUCAUUCACACACGUGCCUGUUUCAUGAAGGUUAAGGAAUUGCAAGGUAAGGUGACAUUAAUGGAAAAUGUGUUUUGAAAGCCAAGUCUACCAUACUGCCAUAUUUUCUUUCCUCCUCAAAAUCUGUAUAUUUGGCAGUGUUAAAAUUGUAAAACUGACGAGAUAUAUGGGAUUUUAGGGUUAUUAUCCUCUGCUUUUCUUAGUACCGUGUUGUUUCCCGUAACAAAGUGGAUACUGUCUGUUGUAUUAAGCACAGCAAUUGAGGGCUUUUUGAAAAGGAAAUCUUGUUCUCGGCCAUUAGUUGGUGAUAGAGCUUUCACACAAAAUCAAUAGGUCUAGCUUUGCUUUUUUCUAAUAAAUGCUGUGUUGUUUAACUUUUUGAGGAUCUAAAUUUAUCUUGAACUUUUUAUGUGUGUGUGUGCUAAAAAACACUGCUAUUUCACUGCCAUUCAAUGCCUUAGUGUGGAAUCAAAAACUAUUUCAUACUAAGGCUAAGCCAAUGCAAUUAUGUAAUGAAGUCAGUUUGUUUUGUUUGUUUGCUUGUUUGUUUUAUCGAACAUCUUUUCUGCUCAAAUUUAAUAUGAACAGUAAUUUUUUUUUCUUAACUGUCUCAUGAGUAAUGUAACCAAUGGGAAUAAAUGCUGCUUUUCAGUUUUA